AAACCCCGAAACCUGUCAACGUAAUUCCUCAUGGCUGACCCUUCCGAAGAAAACCAAACACAGUCGAUUCACUCGGCAAGCGGCGGCGGCGGCGGCGGCGACGAGGAUGACUACGAGGAAAUCGACGAAGACGAAGAGGAGGACGAAGAUGAAGCGGAGGCGGUCAGCGAAGAGUCUCGAAUGCGCGCCGACAAGUCGAGGAUGGAGAGCCUCUUCCGGCGAUUGUCGUCGGAGAGAGUGCCGGUGCGAGUCCACGACGUGUUGAUCAAAGGGAACUCCAAGACGAAGGACUCGCUAAUCGAGGCGGAGGUGGAAUUCCUCAAGUCCGCUACUACGCUCCAGCAGUUGCUCCAGGCCUCCGGUAUAGCCAAUGCUAGGCUUCAACGCCUCGAGAUUUUCGAUUCCGUCAAUAUUACUCUGGAUGCCGGCCCGCCGGAGCUCCCCGGGACCGCCAAUGUGAUUGUCGAAGUUAUUGAAGCCGAAAACCCCAUCACCGGAAGCAUUGGAAUGUUCUCGAAGCCGGAGGCUAGAAGCUGGUCACUUGAAGGAUCGUUAAAGUUGAAAAACAUUUUUGGUUAUGGGGAUUUAUGGGAUGGUUCUUUGGCCUAUGGUUGGGACCAGUCAUCAGAGAUCAGUGCUGGUGUAUCUUUACCUAGGUUCAAAAGGUUAAUAACUCCUGUUACUGCUAGACUAUCACUACUCUCUCAAGAUUGGUUGAAGUUUUCUUCUUACAAAGAGCGAGCAUUAGGCCUUUCUCUUGGCCUGUUAUCAUCCAAAAACCAUGAUUUAGCAUACAAUAUCUCUUGGCGAACUUUGACAGACCCAUCGCAAAUGGCCUCUAGGACUGUAAGGAGGCAGCUUGGACAUGGUUUACUCUCAGUUCUGAAGUAUACUUUUAAGAUUGACAGAAGAAAUUCUCCUUUGAGACCAACAGAAGGAUAUGCAUUUGUUUCUACAUCACAAAUAUCUGGCCUUGUACCAGAUUAUCGGGGUUUACGCUUUCUUCGUCAGGAGUUUGAUUUUCGCUAUGCUUUACCUUUUGGAUUUUACAAUGCUGCAUUAAACAUUGGAAUUUCUGCUGGUGCUCUUUUUCCAUGGGGAACUGGAUUCAUGAACAUGCCUUCAUAUCUGCCUGAUAGAUUUUUCCUGGGUGGUAAUACUUCUCCAGUCUGCUCUUUGGGAGGCCCAACAUCUAUCUUUGGUUUUAAAUCAAGGGGACUUGGCCCUGCUGAGCCAAGAAGGCUAGUUAGAGAAGGUGGAAAUGAUGAAAGUUCUGAUUCUUCUGGAAUGGAUUUUGUCGGAGGAGACCUUGCAGUUACUGCUUUUGCUGAUCUUUCUUUUGAUCUUCCAUUGAAGAUCCUUCGAGAAGCUGGUAUCCAUGGCCAUGCAUUUGCAUGCACUGGAAGCCUUAACAAAUUAACUGAAAAUGCAUUCCGAGACCUCUCUUACCAGAAAUUCCGUGAAUCAUUUAGAGCUUCAGCAGGAUUCGGAGUCAUUGUACCAACUAAGUUAUUCAGGAUGGAGAUCAACUACUGCUAUAUACUGAAACAAGAAGAGCAUGAUAGAGGGAAGACAGGCUUGCAGUUUAGCUUUUCUUCAUCAUACUAGAAGAUGGAAAUUUGAUAUCUAGCUAAUUGAAAUUCAUACUGGCAUCAUUAUCCUACUUGAGGUAAAUUACGCAUGUUCUCUUUCACCAUUUCUGUCUGAGGGAUCAAAAUUUUGACAGCUUUGGUUUUGUACUUGAAAAACUUAGACAGUCAAUGAUCCAAUGUUACAGGAAAUAAAUUUAAGCUCGAGUAUGACCAUGAAGUUUUCCCCAUUGAAGCAAGUUGGUUGGAAAAUUAAAGUGUCUUAUUUUUAACGAGAUUUUUAAAAAAUUCACAUUUCUCUAGUGCCCCUUUUAAGAAUUUGCUCUCUGA
Molecule: messenger RNA, 1919 nt
Organism: Ipomoea triloba (trilobed morning glory)
Lineage: Eukaryota; Viridiplantae; Streptophyta; Magnoliopsida; Solanales; Convolvulaceae
Product: sorting and assembly machinery component 50 homolog B-like
Exons: 4
Coding region: 31-1608 (525 amino acids)
Biological process (GO): protein insertion into mitochondrial outer membrane
Cellular component (GO): outer membrane; SAM complex
Source: RefSeq, a predicted model, not a curated record